CAGGCGUGUUGACGGUUGACUCCUGUAGCCCCGCCCCCUGUGCCCUCAGCUCUACUUCCUGUUAACAUAACUUCAGUGAACAGAAUACAGCAGGACAGCGUUCACACAAACGGCAGCUCACACCUGAUGAACACAAAGCCGCCCGGGACUGGUCAUGACACAGCAGGAGCAGCAGGAGUUCAAGGAGAGCCUGGAGGCGGCCCUCUCCUGGAUGCGGGUCGUCCAGGAAAGGCUGAAGGCCAACGACAACACCCAGGGACCCCGUGACGCGCUGGAGGGCCGACUCAGGGAGACAGAGAAAAUCCACCACUCGGUGCAUGAGGGCCGUGUGAAGAUGGACAUGGCGCUGGUGGCCGCUGAGAACAUUUUGAAGAGCGAAGAUGAAGAGCUGAGGAACCACACCCACGCUCAGCUCAAAGACCUGAAAAGCCUGUGGGAAGAGACCUCCACCUACAUCAUCCACUGCCACAGUCGUAUAGAGUGGGUGUGGCUGCACUGGGGCGAGUACAUGAAGGCCUACGAGGAGUUUGAGCUGUGGCUGACCAGGCAGCAGUGCAGCCUGGACGUGGGGGUGGAGCUGCAGCUGGGGGUGAAGGAGAAGCUCUGGCAGGUGGACCAGCAGAGGGUGGUGCUGAGCGACAUCCACGGCCAGGCGCCGCUCCUGGAGAGGCUGCUGGACGAGGCUUCCGCGCUCCACAACAGAACCCAGGACCCCAGCGUGGAUCCCCAGGCCCAGGAGAGGCUGCAGGAGGACUACAACGACGUCAGAGACCGAGCAGAGGAGCGUCUGUCACUGCUUCAGAAGAUGGCUGAGGAGCACCAGACGUACCAAGGCUGCGUUCACAAGUUCCAGUCCUGGCUGCUGUCGAAAACCAAAGAGCUAACCGAUCUGAUGGACAGGGAGGAGACAGCCGAGAACAAGCUCAAAGCCUUACAAGCUCUGGACGACAGCGUGGCGGGCGAGGAGAAGACCCUGCAGCACAUCGAGGGGUUGUCGGAGGCGGUGAGAGGCAACACCUCCCCUUCUGGGGCGGAGGUGGUGGUGGAGGAGGCGGAGGAGCUCAGGCUUGGCUGGCAGAGGCUGAGGCAGGGCCUGUGUGAGAGCGAGGAAGGCCUGCGCUCCAACCUGGACUCCCACAGUCAGUACAUGGCCCGCUGCCUGCGGCUGGGGGAGGACAUCGGACACCUGAGGGUGCUGCUUGGGGGCCUGGACCAGGAGCUGGUGGAGGGCAGGGACCCGACCGACCGCACCGAGGAGCAGAUGGUGGGCCAGUGGAGGAAAUACACAGGUGUGAGGAACACUCUGGCAGGGGAGGAGUCCCAGGUGGAACUACUGAAGGCUCAGCUCAAAGAGCUGUUCAGGUUCUCUGAGGACUCACGCCACCUUUCUGAUGAUGUCCUGGCUGUUGUCAAAGAACAUCAGAGUGCGAAGAGCAGAGCGACCAGGCUGUGCUCAGAGUCCGAGUCGGGGCUGAAGAACAUCCUGCUGGACCCUCUGCUGGUCUUCGCUCAGUGGAGCCACAUGGUGUAUCAGGUUCUGGAGAAUUCUGCUGAGGUGACUGACUUCUCCAACAACGCCAUGAUGGUUCAGAACAUAGAGCGGCUGCUGCGGGACAGUGUGCAGCUGCAGGAGCGUCUGAGCCUGCUGCAGGUGAAGGGGGAGCUGCUGGACUCGGUAUUCGGUCCUGAGAAAGCCGACGGUCUGCAGGGAGAGCUCACAGCUGCCGUCAGGAACAGAGAGCUGCUGCACACCCAGCUGCUGCAGAGGAAGAGCCGGCUGCAGGGCUUAAUCUCCAGAACCAAGGACUUUCAAGACGCCUAUGAUUCGAUCCGCUCCAAGCUGUCAGGUCUCCGGGACCAGCUGGUGGCGGCUGACUGCCUGCAGCCCGACAUCCUGGCUAAGAAGAGCCAGUCUGACCAGUUUACGGUGAUCCAGAAGGACCUGGAGGACUGCGAGGCCCACAUCACAACGCUGGAGACUCUGGUGUCGUCCAGUCCCAGCAACAGGACUCAGUUUGAGAGGCUCUACGCCGACUGGAAACAUCUGCACACAGCAGCCCGGCUGAAGGUGCCAGAGAGCGAGGACAGCAUCGCAGACCAUGAGAGCUUCCACGACAGCCUGCUGAACAUGGAGAAGUGGCUGAUGAUCAUGAAGCAGAAGCUGGAGUCCUUCCACAGCCAAUCAGGAGAGUGGAGCAUCGAGGGCCGCCAGCAUGAAGCCGAGAGAUUGCUGGGAGAGUUUCCAGAGAAGGAGCUCAAGCUGCAGCAGAUGGAGGUCCAGGUUCAGGGGGUCCUGGAGAGGACGUCAGAGGAGGGGCAGGUCCACAUCCUGCGGGACAUCAAGCGCCAACAGGAGUCCUGGCUGGCCCUGAAAAACAUGAGCCUCAACCUACACAGGCUUGUGAACAGCUCCAGACACCAGACAGACUUUGCCUCAUGGAGCAUUGGAGGUCCUUCUGCAGACCCCUCCAUCGCAUCACCGCUCACAGUGCGGGGGGCCAUGGCUAGCUUUGGGUCUGCAAGAGGAGUAAACCUGGAGGGAGAGACAGGAGGGUUGGGGGAAGCAGUGAAGGGGGGGCUGAUCCAGAGCCAUCACGGUGACGGUCACCUCCUCCUGUUCGCUCAAGACAACGCACUCAGCUCAGCCAGCACAGGAGAGGACAGAGGACAGAUCGGAGACACCGUGGAUUCUUCUGCCUGGAGUGUUUACAGCAGAGCCGGACAGAAAGGAUCCACAGACCCCCCCCACAGUGAUAAAUCAGCAGGGGCCGCAGACAGAGGAGCAGCUUUAACCAUAAAGGCAGGCGGAGGACAGUACCAUUCCAGGAGGGAGGAGUUUGAGGCCUGGCUGUCCAAAGAGAGUGCUCUCCUGUCAGGGAUCUCCAGCAGCAGAGGGGCCAAACUCAGCGCCAAGGACCUGAAGACCAGACAGGACACGCUCACCGCUCUGAGAGCAGGGCUGUCCUGGGGGCAGGAGCACUUCCAGCUGCUGCUGCAGGAGAGACAGAGCGCUCAGGCUGGCUCUGGAUCAGCAGAAGAUGUGGGUCUGGAGGAGCUGCGCUACCGCUGGAUGCUCUACAAGUCCAAACUGAAGGAUGUGGGGGAGCUCCGGACCAGGGCCAUGAAAGUCCAAGCGCAACAGGAAGAGCCGGCCGUCGCAGCAAAGGUGCAAAAGAAGGCGGGGCUGUGGCAGCGGGUGUGUCGGCUGGCCCUCCCCCUGUGGCUCCUGCUGCUGGCUCUGCUGCUGCUGGCCUUCUUGCUGCCCUUCAUGGACGAAGGCAACAGCUGCUCCCUGACCAACAACUUCGCCCGCUCCUUCAACGUCAUGCUCCGCUACAACGGGCCCCCCCCCACAUAGCAAAAGCCCCCUAUCACUCACUAUACCGGACCAUGGUUGAUCAGGUGACCCUGUCCUUGGAUUACAGAGCACAAAGAGGAACAAGAAAUCUCAAGCUUAAUCUGAAGGCUUUGCAACAAAUCAUAUUUUAUAAAGGUAUAUUCUUAUAUUCAUAGCAUAAUGCUUUACACAUUCUGGACUACGCCGUCAUGCUUCUAUGCAGUUAAAAGAUCAUUAUACAUUAACUGUCAUAAGUUCUUAGAUAAUGGAAUAGAAAUGAUGUUAAUCUAAACUUUAAAUAACUUUAAUAUUCCACUCUAACCCAUCAUCAUUAGUGUAAUGCUGACAUCAUGACAGAAAGACUCUGAGUGUUGGUAUAUCCAGAGAUUGUUUACAUAUUUUUCGUGUUGUGACUACUUGCCAAAUUUACAAUUUUAAAGAUUAGUUCUUGGGGCUUUUUAUCUUAAUACUGUAAUUAGAAGACCUGUUGAGGGACAGGAAGCGGGGGUGAAAUGCCUCAAAGGGCCGCAGGUUGGUAAGGCCUUUGAAAACAGAACGAUAGAGGGUUCAGUUUGAGCACCGAACUAUUAUGGUUAUAAAAAUGUUUGAUAUUUUUACGAGAUCCAAAUAACAGAAAUAGACAUGCAAAGCUUCGGCCAAUGCUAUGUAGCAAUGUAAGAUAACUAUUUUGCGAUGAACUACAUAGAGAAACUUUUUAUUUGUAAUGGUUAUUUGACAUUUUUUUAAAGGUCUCCUUUUAUGCCUAUGUUAUAGGUCUCAAAUAUAAAACAUGUCUCUGAUGUGUUUUGCUCAAAAUACCAAACAGAUCGUGCAUUUUAGCAUGUCGGCUAACCCUCUGUUUCAGCCCUGUUUUCGAAAGUGCUGAUUCUGUGACUUUCCCUUUCAUUCAAAUGAGCUGAAGCUGGCCACGCCCCUUUGGAGCGUCAUGCAGCUCUCUGUCUGAAGAGAGACGUUUUUCUAACGGAGAAACUCAGCUAAACUCUGCCGUGAUUAAACCCCAUAUUAUGUUCCAAACCACAUCCAGCAUUAUUUCUGAAACACUUCUCAGUGGUUACCACUAGAACAGAGACAUUAUAUGUAUUAUAUAUACAACAACUCUAAGUCCCUCCUGCAGACAUCCUGCUGAACACACAGACACACAGAGGUGCUGCGGAGGGGAUUCAGAUCGCAACUGUAUAUGGCGGAUGAUAGGUUGAGAUGUGUCACGUGGGGGGGACUUUUCCAAGAGUUCAAUGUAAAGCCAGCCCACAUUUUGGUUAUGAUGUCAUAACUGAAGCAAAUCUGGAUCAGCUCGUUUGUACCCCCGUCUUUAGAGAUGUGGGAAUGGAGGAAAAGAGAGAGGGUUGUAUUUUCUGACACUUUGUGAGUCUCCUUACACACGGGGACACAUGUUUAUGUAUAAAAGACAUCAAAAAGUGCAUUUUGCAUAAUAGGGGACCUUUAAAAGGACAUUGUGUGUUCCUCUUAUAACAACAUCCACCAGUGCUGUCCCUGUGUGUUCAUACUGAGAGCUGAGGACCCAGCUUUAGCACGUGUAUGAUUUCUUAGCGUUUUUCACACUGUAUCAUCAGUUUUUCCAGCCUGGCACCACAAUUUACAAACUCCAGGGCUGAGGAGUAAACUUAUACAGAAGUGCCAAAAACUGCAGCUCCAUGAUGACCACUCUGACCCCCGAGACCCCCAUGUUAUAAAGGUAGAAAUAAACGUUUGCAGCCAGGUACAAAAAAACUGUUUAGGUCUCCACCUCCUGUUAUCACAUGGAUCACAACUGUAGGGUAGGAACAUUUUCAUACAACACAUCCAUUUAAAUGAUAUGAAGGCUUAAACUUAGGGGCCUGGCCACUUUGAGGGACAGGUGAGAGUCGUCUCAGGUUGCUAGCUGCUAGCAAUGUUGCUAUGUUACCUAAGUACACCUCAAUAUUAUCGAAAAUGCUGGUAUUUAGAUGAGUCGAGAGUCAAAGGGUGGCAUCACUGCAACAAGGGUGACAGCCAGGGCUUCACAGCGGCUCUCCCGUGGGUGACCUCACAGAAUCUGUCCGGCUUUAGCAAGGCAGCACAAUCCACAUGAAUGGACACAUACAAAUAUCCCAAUCAGAGAGGGGCAAUUCGUGCUAAAUUUACUUUCAGUUCAGCGGUACACAUCAAGAAGGAUAUUAUGGUAUGUUUACUCUUACCAUUUUAAUUGAUGUAAUAAUCUGAAGGUUUGUGUUUAGCCAAAUAUUUGUUAUCUUUGUUUAAAUCCUGUCAGCUAUGAUGUACUGAACGCCUAGUGAAUACUGAGGUGAUAUAUAUGCUUUACUCUCAUGUCAGUAGGGUCAAGCUCUUCUUCUUCUUUGGUUUUUCUUUUGUAGCUGUACCAGAGACUCCUGAGAGCAGUAGUUUUCUUAUCUUCUGAAGCUGCUACUUUGGCUCGAACACGGCAAGAACUCUGUUCUCCGGGUGCCAACACAGAACUGUACAGCUUGGCAAUCCUCUUUUUGUGCAGACACAAAAUAAUUUCAAUUGCUUUUUUUCUCCUUCAUUCCACACACAGCCCUAAAAAUACACCCAACACCUCCACACACCCUCACACACACCUCCCCUAUUUUUCCUGGGUUUGUGUGUGUUAUCGAUCUAUCAUGCUGCCGUUGGCAACAGUGCCCAAAUCAGGUGUAUCUAUUUUUCUGAAGCCACGUUUGUUGUUUUUACAUUAUAUCUGGAAUCAUGGCAAGGAAACGCAUCAUCUUUUGUCUUCGUGUUCAUCCUUUCCUAGUUUAUUCUGCUCAACCAGAACACCCAAAACAGAGAGGUCCCUGAACGUUACACACAAAUACUUUUUAUGCUGUGUUCACAUGAUUCUGAAAAAUAGGUUUCCCUUUGAUUGGACAGCCUUGAAAUCUAGCUGUAGGUUAUGUAACAGAAAUGCAGAUUGAGUGCUUAUACUAGAGCUUACCCUGUCAUCACAAUUUUUAUCAAUUGAAAUUAUUACAGAUGCUUUCUCACAUUACCUUUUUUCCUCAGAGAGUCAGUUCUUUUUAGCCACCAAGAAGAGUACAAGGAAUAUUUAUAGAUCAGUCUACCAUAUGUGUUUUCAUUAUACAGUAAAAAGUGAGUUUCAGUAUUCAUGUUGAAAGUACAGUUACUUUAUAUAUCUACCUGCUCAAGAUAGACUACAGGCUCAUUUAUAACUUCUGUUCAUUUGGGGACAUUACAAAGAAAUGAUUACAGUUAAGUGCAGCAGUACAUGUAUAUGUAUUCUUUCUUUUCCCCAGGCUUGGUAUUGUUCAUAUUAUUCUAAAGGUGUUUUCACACGGUAUUUCGAACAGUUCUAAAAUCAGCAUUUACUGUAGCUGAAAAGCAUUUUUUCUUAGUCUUUUGUUCAGGCACUGUAAGGCAGAGGUGAACACAUUGGCCCCAGAUGGCAGCCAUCAUUCUAAAGAAUCAUCUUCACGGGAUAAAAGAAUGUGUAAAGAUGCAACGUCAUGUAUUAUUGAAGAUAAAGUACCAUGGCCUUAAAGCUUUAAGCCAGUCAGCCGUGCCAUAUUCAGUUUGCAUUUUCUAUGUAGCUCUGUGCUAUAAACGGUUAUAUUGGCAAGUUUAAUAGAAGGUUUAAUGCUGCAUUAUAUUCUACUGUGCUGCUGCUUAUCCCACCCCCAUCCCACCCCCGCAUCUAUGCAUGUGACGCUUUGAAGCCUUUUGUGUAUAUGAAUACUUUAUGCAACUUAUGAGAUGACUUAAAUCUGAGUGUGUGACAGACAUACAGAAGAAUAGUGCGAGUACACUUAUUAUGCAACAUGUUCUGAACGCUCUCAGAUAGAGGUAUUUAUUCUGGAGAGCUUUUAUAUUAAAAUAAUGAUAUUCUAUUUUAUUAAUGUUUGAGAUGAAAAGCGUCAGAGAGCUUGUGUUUAAGCAAUGUUUUUUUAUUCUGAUGAAAUAAAAGUGCAGUUUGAAUAUUC
Molecule: messenger RNA, 7293 nt
Organism: Eleginops maclovinus (Patagonian blennie)
Lineage: Eukaryota; Metazoa; Chordata; Actinopteri; Perciformes; Eleginopidae
Gene: syne3
Product: spectrin repeat containing, nuclear envelope family member 3
Exons: 18
Coding region: 155-3358 (1067 amino acids)
Biological process (GO): nuclear migration
Cellular component (GO): meiotic nuclear membrane microtubule tethering complex; nuclear outer membrane; cytoplasm
Molecular function (GO): actin filament binding
Source: RefSeq, a predicted model, not a curated record